GCUGGUAGUCCAUCGGUUCUUCUUGCGAUUUUCGCGAUCGUUUCGAUCCUACAGGAGAGUAUUAUAGCACAAUUCCUUGAACCGAAUUGCGGUCUCACUGGGAUAGCUCCAAAAAUAAUGCACGGCCAGAAUGCAGUCCAUGGAGCCAAUCCCUGGAUGGCAUACAUUUAUAAAACAGUCAAUCAAACUGAAACUGAGUUCAUAUGCGGCGGAACUCUUAUACACAGUGAAUUUGUGUUGACCGCAGCUCAUUGUAUCAUUAAUGAAGACAUUCUUGCCGUUCGUCUUGGAGAAUAUUAUUCAGAGAGUAGAUCCAGUACUUCCUGGGAUUACGCAGUUACCCUGGCCUUCCGAAAUAAACGUUAUGCACAAGCGGAACAUAUCCAUGAUAUAGGUAUAUUGAGAUUGGGCCCAGAGGUACGAUUCAAUGCUUUUAUUAGGCCCAUUUGCAUCCUAACGGAUCCCACAAAGAUUCCUAACAUCAGAACCUACAAAGCCGCAGGUUGGGGAACAACUGAGAACGAAAAAGUAUCGAGGGUUUUAAAAACUUUAGAGCUAAACGAACUGGAUGCAUCCGACUGCUAUAAUGCUUUUUGGGUAAGGACAACCGAGAACCAGAUCUGCGCAGGACAUCCCAUUGGCGAUACCUGUAUGGGCGACUCUGGAGGUCCAUUGGUCCAACAGGUUUCCAUUGACGGCCAAAUGCGGUACGUGCAGUUUGGAAUCGUCAGUUUUGGCAGCACGCAAUGCAGAAGUCCUGGUGUCUACACUCGGGUAACCAGCUAUAUAGAGUGGAUCCUCAAAGUCGUAAAUAAUUACACGGUAAACAAGCGAUGGGACAUCCAGUUUCGAAGAGAACCAGGAAACUAUAAUUAG
Molecule: messenger RNA, 876 nt
Organism: Drosophila takahashii
Lineage: Eukaryota; Metazoa; Arthropoda; Insecta; Diptera; Drosophilidae
Product: CLIP domain-containing serine protease B15
Biological process (GO): proteolysis
Molecular function (GO): serine-type endopeptidase activity
Source: RefSeq, a predicted model, not a curated record